Molecule: messenger RNA, 444 nt
Organism: Monoraphidium neglectum
Lineage: Eukaryota; Viridiplantae; Chlorophyta; Chlorophyceae; Sphaeropleales; Selenastraceae
Exons: 6
Coding region: 1-444 (147 amino acids)
Source: RefSeq, a predicted model, not a curated record
AUGGACAACCGAGACGAGACCGACGUUGACAUAGAGUCUGCCUACCUGAAGGAGCUGCAGUCCCAAAAGGAUGAGCUGAUGCAGCGGGUGGGGUCGCUCAAGACAGACUUGCAGGAGUGGCGGCGGCGGCUGGACGGGCAGGUGCACACGUACAAGGCAGAGCAGCAGCAGCAGCAGCAGCAGCAGCAGCAGCAGCAGCAGCAGCAGCAGCAGCGGAGGCAGCAGCAGCAGCAACAGCAGCACAAAAGCAUCGAUGGAACCGCAACUUUCGGGCCGCAGGUGGUGAAGCUGCGCGCGGAGCUCAACGGCGAGGUGGACGCCCUGAAGAGCGAGUUCCAGGAGCUCAAGGCGGCGCUGAGGCAGCAGCUGGAGCUCACGACCGCAAUGGCAAAGGAGGCCCAACUUGCAGCCAUGCCGCCCGACGGCGCAGCACAGCCGCAGUGA